UUACGUGCCGAAAGCCACGCUCUGAAACAUGCACUAUUUCUUGGACAAAAAGGAGAUAAUUAUUAAUCUUUUAUCACCCAGUUUGAUGCCUCUUGUUAGAUAUGGAUUACUCAAUUUCUGUUAAUUUUGAGAUUUUUUGCUUUUCAUUUGCAGGAAUACCCAAUGAUCCAUUUAUUUUAUUCUCUCUGUUUUUCGGCGUAAAACGUUAACAUCAUUUUACACAACACAGGACUCGCCAGGACUGAACACAGGCCAAUUAAUAAACAGGACUCAGCCCUCUGUAUGCCCAGUGGCCGUUUGCCGUUCUUUUAAUAUGCUUUCAUAAUGCUUAAAGCUUUGGUAAGAAGCCCAGGAAUCUGUAAUUUUCGGCCUUGGCGGUUCUCUGGAUUUGGAACAGUCGAGAACGUAGGCAAUUAUUCUUCUUUGUUUCCACAAGAAUUGGAGAGAUGGGUUAGGUGAUGGAAACAUUUCUGACAGGGACAUUCAUUUUCGGCAGAGACAGCGUUAUGUCGGACGCAACACACAUUUGAUCUGUCCGUUUUAAACGAGUUCAUGGAAGAGGCUCAGGUAUUCUAAGGGAAAUGUCUCGUCAGGUUCUGAAAGGUCGUUUGCAUUUCAGUUCUGGUGUUACAUGUCAAUCUUAUACCUCGAUAUUUUCUGGUAGACUGUAACGGUCGUUUAGGAUAAGAUUUGAUAAGAUUUUUUCAUUUUUUAUUCCCAUAAUUUUUCUUUUGGAAUACGUACUUGUUAGUAUGUCGUAUGAUCGCGACUGCAGUAGCUAUCUUGCACAAUCAAACAAGUUAUAGACGGUUAUUCCGCUCCCAAAAUACUUUUGGUCAGUUAGAUUCGACUUUGCGACGUCACAGCAAACGGCGUAAAAUAAGGGGCUUUAUCACGUCGAGAGCAUGGUGUGAAAUACUAAGUAACAAGCAUCAGUCUGAAAAGAAAAAUCCACACAAUCGCUAUUAAAAACAAUGAAACUAGAAUGCCAAACAAUGAGGCAUUUUGAGGUGUUAACUUUACACCACCACCCAACUGGCAGGUAUUAUAUACUUGAACAAUAGGUUUUCAACGUCUCAAAGACUACUGAAAAACACUGCAGAAUCUCAACCUUCCAAAGAACAUCUGUGCGUCGCGGCCAAGUGAAGAGACUUAAUCCAUCACCAGCGGAUAGUUGAAUGGCGGCUUGCCUAUUGAACAAUUUUAAGUAGCUUAAGUGAUAAUCGAAAUCAUUUUUUAUUACAUUUGCCGCUUAGAACAGGUGGAUUCAACUAGUCAGUCGACCAUAAAUUAAAUCAUUUCCUCGCUUUAUUAGGCCAUUUUUGCUCCGAAGCCACAAACAAAGCAUGUGGUAAAUUAGAAUAUCUAUAAUGGCUAAUUAAAACAUUUUCAGCUGCGAAAUACAGCAUAUUGUUUUGCUGUGGUGUUCCCUCUUGUAUCCACACACUCCUUAUCACUUCUAAACGUCGCUUCGCCACCACACGAAGGCAGUACAUUUCCAGUACACUCUGUGGAUCAUAACAAAAUUUACAGCGACAAAUUGAGAGGACAAUGACAGACUCACGAUUUCGCUUAACAAAGCAAGAAGAGACGCAUUUAGAUGGAACGACUGUAAACAACGCUGAGGUCCAAAUAACGCCCAGUGGUAAACGGAUGCGAAAGAAAAACUGUAACACUGCAGUACUUGCAUUUCUGAUAGUUAUACUUGUCUUGGCUUGUAUUGUGCUAAUAGCUCUGUUGGCGAUAGAAAAAAUGCGCAAAAACAACUCAGACACGAGCGAAAAUGGAACUCUGCCAUGUACCAGUGCCCAGUGUGUCCUCGCUUCCUCCAAUAUUUUACAAACAGUUGACCAUAAUGUGGAUCCAUGUGAUGACUUCUUUUUGCAUGCGUGUGGGGGCUGGAUAAAGAACAACCCUAUUCCACCUAAUGAACCACUUUGGAAUCAAGUACUAGUUCUGAAGACAAAAAAUGAUCAACUUUUGAAGACACUCCUUGGUGAUCGCAGGAUUAGAGAGAGAUAUCUGACAAAUGAUGCUGUGCGAAAGGCCUUCAUGUAUUAUGAUUCUUGCACAAACUAUGAGCGCAUAGAACGUGAAAAAGGAUCACCUCUUCUUGAAAUAAUGGAGAAAUAUGGUUCAUGGAACAUAACCAACAAAACCUGGACUUCUGACUCAUGGGAUUUUAUGAAGACCUUGGCUCAAAUGCACAAAUACCUUAAGCUAUCACCUUUAUUUACGUUUCAAGUGCAACCGGAUCUUAUGGAAUCUUCACGCUACAUUAUAAUGGUAUGACAACUCUUUGUUAUUCCAAUGUACACGUACAUACAAAGGGGUGUAGUUGCAGCGCAAGGCAAUCUUGAUCCUGAGUGAAGCUCGAGUUUCAAGUUAGCCACUUUUAUUUUGCUUCAUAUUUUUUCUUGCUACAUUAUAAUUUGUAAUUUUUAUAGUCUGUUUUUCUUUGCAUGACCAUUAUAGUGAUAUUACCAUUAUAGUGAAUAUCAGUGCCAGAAGUGCAUUUGCCAGUUCAAUUUUCUAGGCUCAGUUGUUUACGAAAAAAAUUAUUAUGUAACUAUAAGUUAAAUCCCAUGCUCACCCUCACAAAACAUUUCUGGUUCAGGUUAAAGGAGCCUCGGCUAAAAAACAAUUCUGGCCAAAAUAGUGAAUUUUCCUUAGUGUAAGUCCGUUUUUGUGCUUAAAAGUCGCAGAUUUCUUUUUGCAUUCGAAUGCUUGGCCUUAGAUUUGUCAAAUUUAGUGCUUUCAAACUCGCUGCUUGGCGCCAUGUUUUUCAGCGCAAAGUGUGCUGGGAGAUUAUGACGUCAGUGGGUUGUCAGACUUUCAUCACGGCGGGCUGAUGGCGGGUUUUUGAAUUUACGGCCGGAGGGCCGUAGAUUCUAUGUCAUCCAGCGUGUUCGUUAACCAAAAACGUGCAAAAACAAAAGAAAAUUCGUACUUAAUCAAACUUCCGGUGUGCGAAGAUCGCUUCGCGAUUAAUGCCCGAAUGACCGACUGUACGAUUGAGAGGAACAAAAUGUGAAGAUUAGUCAUGAUUGAUUUGUCGGUAGACUUUCGGUUAGUCAAACCUGUCAAUGUUCGUAAGAGGGAGUUGCUUGUCAAAACGGAGAAAAAAAAAUGCGAAUUUACUAGCAGAAGCACAGCGUUACGGAGCAUUACCAAUGAUUACGAUCUCUAACCGCUGACCGUACGUAUGACAUUACAGACCCGUUUUCCCACGUUCUUCGAAGUGACGCGAAUUGGUGAGUAGUCAAAGUUUUCUUUUUUUUUUUUCUGAUAUUACCAGGUACAGCUAUCAGCGAAUGUGCCAAAACAUUGUUUUCGAAUGAUCUUGCAUGAUUUUGAGUGGUUUCCGAAAGGUUUUGAUUGGAAAUACGAAUGUUACGUGCCUCAGUUCAAAGCAGCUUUCGAGCAAAUAAAAUGCACAUUUGCAAAUGGGUGUCUGGAAAACCUGAAUAGCGAA
This is a messenger RNA of Orbicella faveolata, 3475 nucleotides long. RefSeq names its product endothelin-converting enzyme homolog. Gene Ontology annotation, cellular component: plasma membrane. The record is from RefSeq and is a predicted model, not a curated record. Gene Ontology annotation, biological process: protein processing. Gene Ontology annotation, molecular function: metalloendopeptidase activity. Lineage: Eukaryota; Metazoa; Cnidaria; Anthozoa; Scleractinia; Merulinidae.